AAACAGCCAAUUGCUUUGUUUUUUUUUUUAUCUUUCUUGCAUCCCCUCCACUUUCCUCCCAUUUCCCCUCACUUUCGACUCCCAACUUACACCCAGCUGGAGAUUUUCCCAAGAAAAUUUCUGGGUUUUCUUUAUUGAUUCCUUGCUAUUGUUGCAAUCCAUUAUCUGGGUACAGAAAUUUUGAAUUCUACCUUCCAAUUCUCUCAAAUGGAAAAGGAACAGCCUUUUCUCAGUGAGGACAAUACAGUAUUACCCAAUUGGAAUUCUGCUAGUUUUGGAAUUGAAAUUCAAUCCAAUGAGCUGAAUUGUGGGUCAGAACAACUUCCCAAUUGCUUUUUGAAUCCCAAUUGGGAAAAUUCAAUGGAUCAGAGCGAUCCCUUUGAGUCUGCCUUGAGUUCAAUGGUCUCAUCGCCGGCUGCCUCUGGUGCCGACGGCGACGGCGUUGUCAUCAGAGAACUCAUAGGCAGACUGGGUAGCAUUUGCAAUUCUAGUGAAAUUUCACGUCAGUCUUACAUUACUGGUAACAAUAGUACUAACAAUUCAUGUUAUAGUACCCCAUUGAAUUCCCCACCUAAGCUCAACCUCUCAAUGAUGGAUCACCAGAUCAGAAGGAAUUCGUCGAUUCCCGGAAACCAUUUACCAUUUUCCGCGGAUCCUGGAUUUGUAGAGAGAGCUGCAAGAUUUUCCUGCUUUGGGAGUAGGAAUUUGGGUGGCCUAAAUGGCCAAUUUGGGCUCAAUGAGUCUGAAUUGCCUCAUAGAUUGACACCCAUAAUGGAAUCCAGCAAGCUUUCCAGAGUUUUAUUUAACCAGGCUAUGAAGGUUGCUGGAUCUCCAAUGGGUGUGCUUGGAAAUCCUAAAAAUGGAGAAUUUGGCAAUUCCCGGGAGGGAUCUUCGGUUUCUGAGCAGAUCCCCGAUGGAGAAAUUGGCACGAAAGUUCUGAGUGAUGCAAAUGCCAGAAAGAGGAAAUCAAUUCGCAGAGGGAAAGCCAAGGAAAAUGCUCCAUCUUCCCCUGCUAAAGAUGGCAAGGUUGCAACAGAGAGUGAUGAAUCAACUGCAAAGAGAACCAAAAAAGAUGAAUCCAGUGGAAAUGAGAAAGAUAUUGCAAAACCAAAGGCAGAAAAAAGUGAGAAUGGAAAAGCUAAGGACAGUGCAAAGCCUUCGGAGCCUCCCAAGGACUAUAUCCAUGUCAGAGCCCGACGUGGACAGGCUACGGAUAGCCACAGCCUUGCUGAAAGAGUCCGGAGAGAGAAAAUUAGUGAAAGAAUGAAGUUCUUGCAAGAUCUUGUACCGGGUUGCAAUAAGGUGACUGGGAAAGCUGUUAUGCUCGAUGAAAUUAUAAACUAUGUGCAGUCAUUGCAGCGCCAGGUCGAGUUCUUGUCAAUGAAAUUAUCAACUGUAAAUCCAAGGAUGGAUUUUAACAUGGAAGCUCUCGUGUCAAAGGAUAUCUUUCAAUCUAUGCCACACAUUAUUCACCCAUUAGAUAACACAUCAUCACCUGCAUUCCCUUAUGGAUACCAGUCUCUUCAUGGGCCAACCCUACAUGGUGGCUUGCCUAAUGGCACAGAGACCUCUUUAACCAUGAACCCUUUGAAUGGCGCGCCUCAGUCUCAGCCUACCACAUUCUGGGGGGAUGAUCUCCAAAGUGUUGUUCAGAUGGGUUUUGGCCAAAAUGAGCCACAGAACUUUCAUGGUGCAAUGGCCACAACCCAGAUGAAAGUUGAGCUAUGAAACACAUUAAAUCAGCAUAAUGUUGAAUUCAUUUGAAGCCCCAAGUGAGAGUGGCUUCUGUAUAGACAGAGAAAGAGGGAGAUGUGGAACAAACUUAUUGGGAUUAUGAGAAAGAAAGCAUCUUCUCUUUCAUUUUAAUUAUCCAUUAUAAACUCACUAUAGGACUAAUUGAAAGUUGAGAUAUAUUAUUGUUAGCAUGGUGAGAAGUGUGCUGCUAUUCAUAGGGUUGAUGAGAUAGAGAAAGUAUUCAUGUAAGCUAUUGUUUCCAACCUUGUAUUUCAUAUCUCUUUACCAUUCAGAAAUUUUAUCAUUAAUUCAUUGAGAAAUCUUAUGAUAA
Messenger RNA from Camellia sinensis, 2065 nucleotides. Its product is annotated as transcription factor bHLH62. Gene Ontology annotation, biological process: regulation of DNA-templated transcription. Lineage: Eukaryota; Viridiplantae; Streptophyta; Magnoliopsida; Ericales; Theaceae. Gene Ontology annotation, molecular function: protein dimerization activity; DNA-binding transcription factor activity. Gene Ontology annotation, cellular component: nucleus. The record is from RefSeq and is a predicted model, not a curated record.